Messenger RNA from Schistocerca nitens (vagrant locust), 1717 nucleotides. It is a transcript of the gene 14-3-3zeta, whose product is annotated as 14-3-3 protein zeta. The record is from RefSeq and is a predicted model, not a curated record. The transcript has 5 exons. Gene Ontology annotation, cellular component: cytoplasm. Gene Ontology annotation, biological process: signal transduction. The coding region runs from base 251 to 994 and encodes 247 amino acids. NCBI's taxonomy places the organism in Eukaryota, Metazoa, Arthropoda, Insecta, Orthoptera, Acrididae.
CAGUUCACGCGUAGGGCGAGAGCUCCCGGGCAGCGGCGCUCAGCUCUUCAGUAGUGUUCUACGCCACUCGGUGUCGCGACCAGUCCCAGGCUAGGCUGCCAGACCGGGUGGACAAAUGUAGGCUGUUGUGUUGUGUGAACGGUCGUUGAUUACUUAGUGGAUUCAAGUGCCUGUGAUAUCCAGUAUUAAGACUUUCUCGCAGCGUCAUUGCGAAUUUUCGUUCACAGUCCGAUAAACCCACCCUACACAAAUGUCUGUGGACAAAGAGGAGUUGGUUCAGCGAGCGAAGCUUGCCGAGCAGGCCGAGCGGUACGAUGACAUGGCCGCUGCGAUGAAGGCCGUUACGGAGACAGGCGUCGAGCUCUCCAACGAGGAAAGGAACCUUCUAUCGGUCGCCUACAAGAAUGUUGUGGGUGCCCGGCGUUCGUCAUGGCGAGUUAUAUCGUCAAUUGAACAGAAGACGGAAGGUUCAGAGAGGAAGCAGCAGAUGGCAAAGGAGUACAGAGAAAAGGUCGAGAAGGAAUUGAGAGAAAUCUGCUACGACGUUCUCGGCCUGUUAGAUAAGUACCUUAUUCCAAAAGCAAGUAAUGCUGAAAGCAAAGUAUUUUACCUGAAGAUGAAGGGAGAUUAUUACAGGUACCUUGCAGAAGUUGCCACAGGAGAAAACAGGAAUACUGUUGUGGAUGACUCUCAAAAGGCAUACCAGGAUGCCUUUGAAAUCAGCAAGGCCAAAAUGCAGCCUACCCAUCCAAUCAGGCUGGGGCUGGCACUCAACUUUUCCGUGUUUUACUAUGAAAUCUUAAAUUCGCCAGACAAAGCGUGUCAGUUGGCGAAACAGGCAUUCGACGAUGCCAUAGCUGAACUGGAUACGCUAAACGAAGACAGCUACAAAGACUCUACCCUCAUAAUGCAGCUGCUGAGGGACAACCUCACUCUGUGGACCUCGGACACGCAAGGGGAUGGGGAUGAACCUCAAGAAGGGGGUGAUAACUGAUCUGGCCCUCCGCGAGAACCGUCAAAUCCCUGUUCCAAGUAACUGUAUUGAAAUCCUUCCUAUCUUCGUACCUGCUUCCAUUCCAGUCCUUCCCAAUUCCUGAUCCUUUACCCUUCGAUUUUGGUCAAAUCGGUAUAUUAUUAUUAUAAGGAAACAUUCACACAUCUACACGUGCAAACACAGUCUUCAGUCUACAAAGAAAAGGUUCGUUCACCUUUACAAGAAUUUUGAACAAGCCUUUCAGUAUGUGGCUUCCCUCUGUUUCUGAAAGAAAUGCUAGUGCAGCAUGCGAAUGGUUUUAAGAAAUCUACCUGAGUUGUGUUCCUAGCUGAACAUGACAUCAGAGCAUAGUAUCUUGCAGUAAUAAAAUUUUGGUUUCUCAUAGGCUACAUUAUGUAUGUUUGGAGUUGUGUUUUUGAAAUAUUUAUUGUGGAAAAGUGCAGAAGAUUAAAUUUGCUGCAAGGACACUUAACAUUGAUGUAGAAAAGUGCAUAUUAGUUGUGGAAACGGAUUUCAUUCCAGAAGCAAAGUAACCCACAAAAAUACUGUAACAGUGCAGUUGUAAUUUGUAUGUAAUUUUUGUCUUGUCAGAUUUGUCAUGGCAUUUUUUCUCUUUCUCAUGCUGUGGAGACUCACAAUGUUUUAUUAUUGCAUUGAAACAAUCCAUUUAACAAGCCAAAUUACUGAAAAAUCAAUGUGCGAAAUAAAAAUCAUAAAAUAAAA